Vespula vulgaris is the source of this 2382-nucleotide messenger RNA. It is a transcript of the gene Spag1, whose product is annotated as sperm-associated antigen 1. The transcript is spliced from 11 exons. Gene Ontology annotation, cellular component: cytosol; mitochondrion. Gene Ontology annotation, molecular function: heat shock protein binding. The record is from RefSeq and is a predicted model, not a curated record. NCBI's taxonomy places the organism in Eukaryota, Metazoa, Arthropoda, Insecta, Hymenoptera, Vespidae. The coding region runs from base 148 to 2322 and encodes 724 amino acids.
UAGUCGUGUGCGGUUGAACAUAGUUGAAAGGCAGACGCUUCCCUUUGGGAACGUUCUCUAUGUAUAUACGGUAAAUUGUGUACUCCCCUCGACACGACCGAAUCAUAAGUUUAUAAAUCUUAACUCGCUAAUAAAUCAUAUGAGUUUAUGAUCCUCCGUGUUAACGUGCAAGCGCGACCCUAUGAACCAUACCGAUGCGUAUUUCCUCUGCGGUGUUGCGUGAGUUGGCUAUUCCACGAGAAGAACCUAAGCUCUCGACGCUUUAUUAUUCGUAUAGAGAGACGUCCUUUUAACAUGGUCACCGAAGAAGCGGAUCUAAUUACUGUGCAGAAGCCAGAGAAGAAAUCUUUAUUGGAAAAGUAUGAAAUACCUUUGGACAAUUUAUCGUACGAAUAUAUCACAGGAUGUACAAAUGGCAAGACCUUGGAACGUAUCGUUAUAAUACUCAGAUCCGGAGAGGAGGGUAUCUAUCCAGAUUUAACGAGACAUGCAGAAGAACGUUUGGCGAUAAUAAAACCGAACAGUAUAGUCUUAAGAAAAACUGUACCAGUUCUUACCCGUAAAAUGUUGCUACCAGACGAAUGCAAGGAACUUGAUAAUGAUAUUAACGAUUGGACUCGUGAAAUGCAUUCUCGAGAGAAGGAUUUGAACGAUGGAAAAGCCACUCUCAUAGACGAUCCUUUACUUAUCCCAGAAAUUAGACAUGCCGAAGAGAUUUCUACGAUGAAAAAAGAUACCAGAGAGAAACGUGAGACCGAUCGAAAAUCCAAACGAAUAGCUUCUUGCGAUUAUGCUGCUUGGGACAAAUACGAUGUUGACACUGAAAUAAAUAGGAUAGAUUUGCAAGAAGAGAGAAAACAAAUUGAAGCUAAAGAGAUCCAACGAAGACAGAAAGAUAUGGAAAAGAAAAGGAAAGAAAAUUCAAAAGAAAUCAUUCUCAACAAAUCUUCGUUUACUGGUACAGAAAUAGACGUAAUUGCUGAACAAGAAAGAAAAAAGGGAAACGAAGCUUUCAGAAUUGGUGAUUAUACCGAUGCACUACGAUUUUAUGACUCCAGUAUCGCGAUAAAUUCAUGCCCAAUCGCUUAUAAUAAUCGAGCUAUGACACUCAUUAAGUUACAGCGUUACGAAGAUGCACUCAAUGAUUGCAAUAUUGUGCUUUCUGAGGAUGACCACAAUAUUAAAGCACUUCUUCGACGUGCAUUAUGUUUCGAAAAUCUGAAAAAAAAACAAAAAGCUCUAACCGAUUACGAGACAGUCUUGAAGCUAGAACCGACAAACAAGACAGCCAUUGCUGGAAUCAAUAAAUUAAGAAAACCUUGCGAAUCUAAAAGAGUGAGAAUGAAAAUCGAAGAAGAAACAUCUUCGAAUGAAAUUGCAAAGAUCAUCGGAGGUGAAGGUGAUACUGAAAAAAUAAAUAUCCUUAAAAAGUGUCUUUCAAAGUCAUCUAAUAAGAAAAUUGAAAAUAUUAUUGAAAAUAAUAUAUGUGUUUGUGAGAGAGGACCAGGACCGUCUCAUAGUAACAAACCUUUACCACAUAUCAAAGAAAAUUAUUGUCUUCGAAAUGAAAGUAAACAAAUAUUAUCAAAUUGCAAUGAAAUUAAUCUUGGGCUAGCAAAUAUUAAUUUAUCUUCUUCGAACAAUACUGUGUCCAACGAACUAACUUCCAUUUUAAUUGGCCAAGAAUCGAAAUCUAUAAAACAUAAUAAACAAAAAUCAAUUUUUUCUUGUAAAACGAGAAAUACUUCUGGAGUCGUCAUCGAGGAGAUCCCGAAUGAUCAAUCAUAUACGAAAGAACAUAAAUCUGUCGUUAAGAAGGAUAAUGAAGAAAUAAAAAAUAAUCAUAAUACAGCAAAUAAAAACAAAUCUAAUUUAUUAGAGAAAAAUAUCGAAGUUGAAAAAAAAUGCAACGAUGAUCAAACGUGUCGAAAGAAAAACGAAAUUUUUAUGAAUUUGGAGAAUAUUUCGAGCCCGUAUGAAUUUCUUCGUGCAUGGCAAUCUUUAAAAGAUGAUAAUGAUUUAGAAGUACACGCUCGACUUUUACGAGCUUUAAAAUUCGAAAAUCUCGAUACAGUUAUAGGUAAUAAACUUGAUGGAAAUAUGUUCAGUUUGAUAUUACGUUGUUUAGAACAACAUUUUCGUAAAUCCGAAGAUUGUGAACUACUUGUUCGUUAUUUAAAAUCAAUUAGUCAAUUAAGUCGAUUUUCUAUUGUAAAAAUGUUUAUGGAUAAUAAUGAUAAGAAAGUUUUAUCAAAUAUAUUCCAAUUUUUAGAGGAUCAAGGAUGUAAGGAAGUAUCGGUCUUACGUGAAGUUUAUGUCUAAAACUAUGUAAAUCAUAUUUAAUAUUAAAUUAAAUUUAACAUUUUAAAAUUGAUAAAGAAA